Messenger RNA from Sciurus carolinensis (gray squirrel), 3658 nucleotides. Its product is annotated as protocadherin beta-5-like. The coding region runs from base 462 to 2813 and encodes 783 amino acids. Gene Ontology annotation, biological process: homophilic cell-cell adhesion. NCBI's taxonomy places the organism in Eukaryota, Metazoa, Chordata, Mammalia, Rodentia, Sciuridae. The transcript has a single exon. The record is from RefSeq and is a predicted model, not a curated record. Gene Ontology annotation, cellular component: plasma membrane. Gene Ontology annotation, molecular function: calcium ion binding.
CAGCUUCCCUAGCUCCUGGAAUUGGAGUCGUGCGUUAAACAAGUAUUCUUGCACGGAAAACUUACCCAGCAAAUAUUUGUUUAAAACUUAAUAACUUGAAGGUACAAUUAAGCGUGAUUUUGUAAUUAAAAGGGUUUUGAGCAGAGCAGGUUUACAAUUUGGAAUGAAAUGAGAAGUAAUACAUGCAAUAGUAAAUGAGGACGCCUGGUGGCGCUGCAGGCUAAGAGUGUGAAUAAUGGGCCCUGCGGAUGUCCUGGACGCCAUUGAGAUGGGAAUCAGAACUCUGAAAGCUCCCCCAAAGAAGGAGACACAUCAGGUGAGCUCCAGGAGACAGAUCCUCAGAGAAAGCAUUAUCUAAGUAUAUGUCAGAGAGAAGUAUUUACUCAAGAUUAUUUAACCAAAUCAUCUCAGUGGAUUGUAUAUCGAAUUGAAGGAACUGCCAUUCUGAACGGAUUUUAACAAUGGAGACUGCACUAGCAAAACCACUCCAGAAAAGGCAAGUUAUUUUUCUUGCUAUGCUAUUGUUUUUGUGGGAGGCUGACUCUGAGGCAAUUAGGUAUUCCGUGCCAGAAGAAACAGAAAGUGGCUACUCUGUGGCCAACCUGGCAAAAGAUCUGGGGCUCAGGGUGGGGGAGCUGGCCACUCGGGGCGCGCGAAUCCAUCACAAAGGCAGCGAACAGCUCUUGCAGCUCAAUGUAAAGACCGGCGAUUUGCUUCUACAGGAAAAACUAGACCGGGAGGUGCUCUGUGGGGUGAUAGAACCCUGUAUAUUGCAUUUCCAAUUGUUACUAGAAAACCCGGUGCAGUUGUUUCAAGUUGAUGUGCAACUCACAGAUGUAAAUGACCAUUCUCCAGAAUUUCUGGACAGGGAAAUGCUCCUUAGAAUCCCAGAGAGUGCCCAGGCAGGGACAGUGUUUGCUUUGAAAUCAGCUCAGGACUUGGACAUGGGUAGUAACAGUGUUCAGAACUACACAAUCAGCCCCAACUCCAAUUUUCGUGUUGUUACACACAAUCGCGGAGAUGGCAGUAAAUACCCAGAGCUGGUGUUGGGCAAAGCUCUGGACAGGGAGGAACAGCCUGAGCUCAUUUUAACCCUCACAGCGCUGGAUGGUGGGGUGCCACCCAGGUCUGGGACAGUCACAGUACGCGUUGAAGUGGUAGACAUCAAUGAUAAUGCCCCCAAAUUUUUACAGUCACUGUAUGAAGUACAGGUUCCUGAGAACACUCCCAUAAACUCAUUAGUUCUCGUUGUCUCUGCUCGAGAUUUAGAUGCAGGAACAUAUGGCAGUGUAGCCUACACACUAUUCCAAGGCGGUGAAGUUUCUCAACCAUUUGUAAUAGAUGAAAUAAAAGGAGAAAUUCAUCUGCAAAGGGCAUUGGAUUUUGAGGCAACUCAACAUUAUAACGUGGAAAUUGUAGCCACAGACAGUGGGGGCUUUUCAGGAAAAUGCACUGUGGCCAUAGAAGUGGUGGAUGUGAAUGACAAUGCUCCUGAACUAAUCAUGUCAAAGAUCAGCAGCUCUAUCCCAGAAAACUCCCCUGAGACUGUAGUUGCCAUUUUCAGCGUUUCUGAUCCAGACUCUGGGGACAAUGGUAGGAUGGUUUGCUCCAUACAAAACGACCUCCCCUUCCUCUUGAAGCCCACAUUUAAGAACUUUUACACCCUGGUAACAGAGGGCCAGCUAGACAGAGAGAGCAGAGCCCAGUACAACAUCACCAUCACAGUCACCGACUUGGGGACACCCAGGCUGAAAACCGAGCACAGCAUAACCGUCCUGGUCUCCGACGUCAACGACAACGCCCCUGCCUUCUCGCAGACGUCCUACACGCUGUCGGUGCGCGAGAACAACAGCCCCGCCCUGCACAUAGGCGGCGUCAGCGCCACAGACAGAGACUCAGGCAGCAACGCCCAGCUGACCUACUCGCUGCUGCCGCCCCAGGACCCGCACCUGCCCCUCGCCUCGCUGGUCUCCAUCAACGCGGACAACGGGCAGCUGUUCGCGCUGAGGGCGCUGGACUUCGAGGCCCUGCAGGCGUUCGAGUUCCGCGUGGGCGCCACAGACCACGGCUCGCCCGCGCUGAGCAGCCAGGCGCUGGUGCGCGUCGUGGUGCUGGACGACAACGACAACUCGCCCUUCGUGCUCUAUCCGCUGCAGAACGCCUCUGCGCCCUGCACCGAGCUGGUGCCCAGGGCGGCAGAGCCGGGCUACCUGGUCACCAAGGUGGUGGCGGUGGACGGAGACUCGGGCCAGAACGCCUGGCUGUCGUUCCAGCUGCUCAAGGCCACGGAGCCCGGGCUGUUUGGCGUGUGGGCGCACAAUGGCGAGGUGCGCACCGCCAGGCUGCUGAGCGAGCGCGACGCGGCCAGGCACAGGCUGGUGGUGCUGGUCAAGGACAAUGGCGAGCCGCCGCUGUCUGCCAGCGUCACGCUGCACGUGCUGCUGGUGGAUGGCUUCUCGCAGCCCUACCUGCCGCUGCCGGAAGUGGCGCCCGAUCGCGCGCUGGCCGACUCGCUGACAGUCUACUUGGUCAUCGCCUUGGCCUCGGUGUCGUCGCUCUUCCUCUUUUCGGUGCUGGUGUUUGUGGCGGUGAGGCUGUGCAGGAGGAGCAGGGCGGCGCCGCUGAGUGUGUGUUCUGUGCCUGAGGGCCACUUUCCUGGUCACCUGGUGGAUGUCAGUGGCACUGGGACCCUGUCCCAGAGCUACCAGUAUGAGGUUUGUUUGCCUGGAGACUCUGAGACUAGCGACUUCAAGUUCCUGAAGCCCAUAUUCCCCAAAUUACUUCCCCAGAGCUCUAGGGAAGAAAUUCAUUAAAAUGCUAUCUUCAGCAAUAGUUUUGGAUUCUAUUAAUCUUAUUAUAUUGCAAUACUUUUUUACUAUUUAUCUCUAAUAUUUUCUGGAUUAUGAGUUACCGUGUGUCAUGGGGAAAAAGUCUCCCUUCAGGUAUACCUUUGAUUUCCCUUCUGUAGUAGAUUUUUUAGCUUAAAUUUAUAUUGUCCAAUGUUGGAAAAAUCAAUCUUUCUUUAUUACAUUUAUGCACUGUCAUUACAAAUUCAUGCUAAGGGUUUUUUUCUGAUAUUUUUAGUCUUCUUUUUGCUAUUUGCUAUGCUAUGCUAUACUGGCUUAAUAAAUUCCACUUGUAACUUUUCCAUAUGUCCUACUCAUUCUGUGUCAUCUCACUCCAAGGAUUUUAGAUGUUAAAUUGUAGAAAAGAUUACCUCAUUUUAUUCAUUUUGUUUUCAAACGAAUACAUAAGAUAACAAAUCCCAUAUGUGGAAAGCAUAAUAAAAUGCAACAAUACCUUUUGUUUUCCAACCCUAAGCCUCCUUGGCAAACAUUUUUUGAAAAAACUUAAUUUAUGUGUAGCAUACAGAAAGAAAAGUGAAAGUAAUGUUCAGCUGGAUGUAUUUUCACAUAGCCAAUAUAAUUGGCACUAGCAACUUGAGAAAAUGGAUCAUUUGUAUUGCACUCAGCUCAAAUUACUUCUUCAAAUCACUGCUAACCAGUUUAUAAAUGAUAUACUUACUUCCCACAACAUAAUUUAUUUUUUCCUCUUUGAACUUAUAUAAAUGUAGUAAGUAUGAACUGAUUUGUGUCUGGUUGCUUUUGCUCAAUAAUAUAUGAAAUUUAUUCAUAAUUGUUUUAAUUUUUCAUUCUCA